CCCACUGCGCAGGUCUGCCAGCCACCGUCCCAGUGGGGUUUCCCUUCCAGCCCUUUCCCUUUUCUGGACCGUUCCCAUAUUUGUAGCUCUGGUCCGCGUGCUGAAUCGGCCCUCCCUGAGAACCAGCACUGGGGAAAGACAGGUAACUUACGCAGCUAUACAAUCCACCUGGAGUUCCUGACCGUUCGAGGAACAGGACUUAGACCACAUUAGCUCCCUAACCUAAUGCUGCCCCUGCUGGGCAUGGUGCGUCGCCACCCGUGGCUGGCAAGCGUGGCUGCUUAUGGGACGCUGUUUUCAGCAGCAGAUGUGGCCCAGCAGAUGUUGGCCAGGCCGCGCCAGGACCUCUCUGAGCCGGAAUAUUUGGAUCUGAAGCAGACCGGGAAAGUGGCGGUCGUAGGAUUCAGCUUCCAUGCCAACUUCAAUUAUAUCUGGUUCCGGAUUCUGGAGCACCUUUUCCCAGGAACGAACCCCGCCAGGGUGAUCGUGAAGGUUGCUUGUGACCAAGCUAUAGCAGCACCAGUCACCAUCGGAGCAUUUUAUGUUGGCUUGUCGCUCCUGGACGGCGAAAGUGACGUUUGGGGGAACUUCCGGGAGAAGUUUUGGCCAACCUACAAGGCUGGAGUGCUCUGUUGGACUUUAUUCCAGGCAGUGAAUUUCACUCUUGUUCCACCUGUGCUGCGAACCACCUACGUGGGUGCCUGCUCUUUCCUGUGGACAGCUUUUCUCUGCUAUCUGCGCCAACAUAAUGCCCAAGAUACCACCGCCCGAAUCUUCCAGGCACUGCCAGGCCUGGCAGGUCUCUUUCCACCGACAGCAGACGAGAAGGAAGUAAACAUGCCCUCCGAGAGAUAACCAAGGGACUCCAUAAAUCUGUAUAUCACUGAUUGUAUUCCUCCUCCGCCCCAUUUCUGGCGUUUGGACAAAUGCUGCCCGACACCGGCUGAUUUCAGAGCGGUGCUUAGCCAUCUGGGUCUCUUUCAGGCUUGGCAUCCUAUAGGUGGGUGGCAUCCAGUCGAACAAAUACAAAGGACAAAAUCCAAAAUAGUUCAAGCUGGUUUGUA
Molecule: messenger RNA, 1064 nt
Organism: Sphaerodactylus townsendi
Lineage: Eukaryota; Metazoa; Chordata; Lepidosauria; Squamata; Sphaerodactylidae
Product: mpv17-like protein
Exons: 5
Coding region: 226-855 (209 amino acids)
Cellular component (GO): membrane; cytoplasm
Source: RefSeq, a predicted model, not a curated record